Babesia bovis T2Bo is the source of this 735-nucleotide messenger RNA. Its product is annotated as Tetratricopeptide repeat protein 1 (TPR) family protein. The record is from RefSeq and is a predicted model, not a curated record. The coding region runs from base 21 to 710 and encodes 229 amino acids. The transcript is spliced from 3 exons. Lineage: Eukaryota; Apicomplexa; Aconoidasida; Piroplasmida; Babesiidae. Gene Ontology annotation, molecular function: protein binding.
CCGGUAAAAUUUGGUCUGUUAUGAUGGAUGUUUCCGAUGUAUCAUUAGACAGUGUUGGUGCUGAUUUGCCACCUUUAGAGCAGGAAGACAAGGGGGUGGUUGGUCCAUUGGAUGCUGGGUCUGAUCCAGGUGGUGAUAGGGAGGAUGUCAUACAGGAUGACUCUUGUCAACUGUUUGGUAGGAAUUCCCCUGCAUUUCUGAAGGAGCGGGGUAACGUUGCAUUCAAGGAGGGUGACAUUUUUAGGGCACGCGAGUUGUACACAAGUGCCAUUGUGCGACUCGAAUAUGCUGACAAUAUCAGUCUUAAAUCGCAAUUAUUCGCCAAUCGUGCGGCUUGCAACUUGGCAUUUGAGGACUAUGAUGCAGCACUGGAGGAUUCAACGGAGGCAAUAGUCUUAGAUCCUUCUUAUGUUAAGGCAUAUCUCAGACGCAGCGUCGCAUAUGAAAAGAAAGGACUGCAGCAAAAAGCAUUAGCUGAUUUAGAAAAGGCAAUUAAGCUUGAUGCAUCUAUAGCACAUCAAAACAGUCCUAGGUUAAGUAAAUUGAAAAUUCUAGCUGAGAAGGAAUUUGCCACUGAAAAAGAAGAGAUGCUAGGCAAGUUGAAGGACUUAGGAAAUACUCUGCUGGGAAAAGUUGGCCUGUCUUUAGACAAUUUUAAAGUUAACAAAGACGAAGCCACUGGAUCAUACAAUAUUCAAUUUCAAAAUUAGGACUGUUUACAUACUUUGGAGGGUA